Molecule: messenger RNA, 1458 nt
Organism: Mesorhabditis belari
Lineage: Eukaryota; Metazoa; Nematoda; Chromadorea; Rhabditida; Rhabditidae
Source: the annotation of a GenBank genome assembly
AUGAACCCUUUUGUCGAUCAAAUAACUCGCGAUUUCGCUGAUCGUUUGUUGAAAAGUGAUAUACUUGAGGAAAGUGAUUUCGAGCGUGUACAAGAUCUUCUCGCCGUCACCGACUUCCAAUCAAUCAUCUCGUGGAAAAGUGCACUAUUUAUCGGUGUCCCUGCUUGUGGUGCCUUGUUUUUGCCGAGAAAUUGGUCUCUCGCCGUCUCGCUCCCGUCUCUUUCAAUUCUCGGUGUCACUUGUGCUCAUUUCUACCAGAAUUCUCGUCUCAUUCGAUCAUCAAGAGCUCUAGAUGAAUCUUUCAAUCGAUGUCUACAUGAAAUUCAAACACGACAAAGCACUUCUUUUGGCCUUAGCUUAUCGGGAAACUCGUUGAACCGAUGUCGACAUCAGGUUACGGAAAUUCUUCAAUCAUUGUCCAAGGAUCUACGAAUAAGAAUUCGAAAUUUGUGUCCAACCCAAGAUGAGACGAAACAUUUGUAUGAGAACUUUUUACCAAAAGAAGCUAAAGCUUUGCUUGGUGAUGAAAAUGAGGAAAAUCAAACGUUUGUCAAUCUUAAUAGCAUAAAGACAUUGUGGGAGUUGUGUCGCCUGUUUCGAUCCGAAUUCUCUUUUCAUCUUUUCUGCAAAACGAGAUCCAAUUCGUGGAAUGCUUUUAAGGAGACAUGUGGAAUUCGGAGUACAUUCGACAAAGCUGCUUCUCAACUCACAAGAAUCGGAGACAAUUUGAAUGAUUGGAAACGAAUAGAGAAAACCGAACAAAAGACCUUAUUGGUGAAAGCUGAUGGGAUAAGCAGAGCGAAAGUUCAACUACAAGAAUUGCUGACAGCAAUCGAAAGCGGCGAACUCGAUGAGAAAAGCCUCGCCACUGCCAUUUUAAAGAUCUAUCAUCAAUUUUGUUCAUCAAACGCUUCAUUGAUUGGACUAAUUGAUGAAAAGGCAAAGAAAAAUCUCGAGCAAUCUCUAGAUGAAAAGUCUCAACCGGAAAAUAGCGACAUUUCUUACAUGUAUCAACCAAGAGAACAAGAUGAUCAGGUUCUGGAAGCGACUGCAUCGACAUCAAAUUACGUCAAUAGUUGGCAUACAGAAGAGAAUGACGAAUACUUUGACAAAGCAUCUGGACUCAUGAUUCUCAAAGAGCUACAGGAGGCUCUCGUUGACCGUGCAAAUGAAAUGCAAAUUAGAGAAAGAAAAGCUCUUGCCGCUUUCUACCAAAUCGACGAACGGGAAUUAGACGAGAAGAUUCGACAAAAUGAGAGCAUUUUGAAGGAAAAUCAAAGGAGAGAUGAUGAUGAUGGAAAUGAGGGGAUGAACGAAGAAACAAUACAAAAAAUCGAUAGAGAUCUCACCGUUCGACGUCUUCAUCAAUUGCCGAAUCUUUCCUCCGAACUCGCAAACGCUAUUCGAUCAUCGGUUCAAGUGAAAGAAGAAAUCUUGGAAACAUCUGACCUCUCGGAU